Ostrea edulis (European flat oyster) is the source of this 3550-nucleotide messenger RNA. RefSeq lists its product as uncharacterized. The transcript is spliced from 6 exons. The record is from RefSeq and is a predicted model, not a curated record. Lineage: Eukaryota; Metazoa; Mollusca; Bivalvia; Ostreida; Ostreidae. Bases 1 to 1536 code for a protein of 511 amino acids.
AUGUUUGUGAACGGUUUUCUCCUUGCAGCGAAUUUUUCCUGGUGUGCGUCCAUUGAAGAAUUGAAUACAUCUGAACUGAAGAAAGAGAUCAGUUGUCAAUCCUACUGCAACUGGAUUAGGACCACUAUAGAUAACACAAUAGCGAAAGAAAAUCUGCAAAGUGGGCGUUCCUGUGAAUUUCGUUACAAGAAACAAUUAAUUCGUAAUAAAGAACAUCUUCUUGAGAGGGGCACCUUUACACCUUGGAUUUGCUCCAUCUCAAUUUUUGACAACAAAGAAGAUGAAUGCACCACCCCAGAAUAUCAAUACUCGGACGAUCAAUGGAACAAUGUAGCAUUUGUCGUGAUUGGAAUAUAUCUCAUGUUGGUGAAUGUCAUCGUUCUCUCGGUCGGAAUACAUCAGAUGACGAAAAGGCUAGACAUCGAGAUCGAACAAUUGGAAAUACGAAAUCAAAGGGAACUGUUUGACAUCGCAUGUAUGUUGAUGCAUCGGGAGAUACGAUGUUUAGUUCGACAAAGCCUUGGACAAAGGUCGACCCGAUAUCAAUCUAUUGCAGAAGAUCACUAUGAAUUGAUACCGAUACCGAACGAUUAUGAAGCUCCUCUUCAAAUACCCUCAAUAUUGCCAGGAACGGAAUACCAAGCUGUUGCUCCAUACGAAAUGCGCAAGGAAGGUUGUGUUUGUAGGUAUUGCUUGGACCAAGCUGCUAAAGAUCACCCAAACAGCUUCCCAGAGAUAGAAGGAGCACAUGGUACAGUAAGGGAAUAUGAAAGCCUAGAAGGAGUUACCACAUACCUUGACGGAGCUACUUCAGAAAAAAAUACAAUUUAUUCUCUGCUCAAUAGAUCGCCUGAUGUUUCCUUGCUAGGUAGCGAAGGAAAAGCACACCUCAUUAAUGACCAUUCCCCAUCCACACGACGCCGUCGCUCUCGAAGAAGAAUGCACCGUGGAAGAAAACCCGGUUUUGACGAUUAUGAUGAUGGCGACUUUGAUCGUGAUUUGAUACCUCUGGAGCAGAUUAAGCAGAGACACGAAGAUACCGAAGAUGCAGAUUUCAUCUCACAAUUGUUAUCCAAUGUGAAAAGAGAAUCUACCACCGAUGUUUUCCCUGGUUUCAGUCUAUUCAAAAUCCCAGAAACAUUGCCUAAUUUUAAACGGAAGGAGGAAAAUGAAUCCAUCUGCCUUUCCGAAUUCAGUUUCUUGGAAGUAGAUUAUCAAGAAGAACUUAAUGAUAUCAUAGAUGCCGAAAACACUGAACCAGAGAAACUCAAUUUCAAUACUGAGAUGUUGAAGGAUGACGAAACAUACAAAACCAAAGAAGCAUCUAAAGAUGUGGUUCGAAUUUUACAUACAGAAAGCGGGGUAGAUGACAAACGUACGAGAACUACAACUGGAUUUUGUAUCGCAGAGGUGCAUUUCGAUGCCGGGAAUAGCGAAGGCGAAUCGAACACAUCUGAUUACUUACAACCAAUGUCAGAAAAUAGCAAGAAAAUUAAUUCACGCAAAAAUCAAACCCAUGUUAUCGAAGAGUUUUGAAUUGCAGAGGUAAACUAUAAUGUUGGACAUAUUGAAGGAAACUCAGAAUCAGGUAAAGAUAUCAAUGAAAAAGAUUCAGAGGAAACUCAAUGCAGUGCCAUUGGUAUGAAGAGAACCACCUAACUCUUGUUAUAAAGAAACACAUAACGACUUGGUAUACAGAGAACCAGCAAACACGUGAUAUACAGAGAACCAGCAAGCAUUUGAUAUACAGAGAACCAGCAAAUAUUUGAUAUACAGAAAUGAAAGUCAGCUUGAUAUAUAGUCUACAUCAAUAACUAUACAAAUCCAUUUAAGAAUUCAUUGUGCUUUAUGGGAAUAUUAUAUGAUUGUCAAACUUUUUAUUUUGCAUUUUUGUAUGUUUUGAAGCCAACAACACAUUACUGUGUGUUUUAAAAGCCAAGACUCGUACUCAUACGAAUCCAGGGUGUUUUUGGAAAAUUUUCGAGAAUUUGAAGUGUCGUUGUGAUCAAAGUAUUUAUUUUGAAUUACUAAAGACAUCUUUAUGAAUGAAAUGUUAAUAAAUAAGCUAUAAAUAUGCAAAAUCUUCAGUUGAUUUAAUGUUACAUUUUGUUGAUCCGCAUAUGCUAUGAACGUUUGACUUUUUGCUGUAAAUACUUUUUUAAAGAAAUAAUUGUACAUUCAAUUUACCGACAGAUGUAUAUUGCUUUUGCAACAUUUGCACAUAUAAUGUUGACUGGAAUUUAUUGGUUUCAUUUUUGUUUAUUUGUGUGGAGCUAUUGAUGCAUGCUUAUUCAUUAUAUCCAACGUUCAAUAUCACCGAUAUUGACCCACAAAGAUAUUAUUACUUCAAAAUAGCAGAUAUUACAAUAGAAGUGACUUCACUAGAAGUGGAGUAGACUGUACACACAUAUGUUGCUUACCCACCAACCAGAGUCAGUUUGAGACAUCAUGAAGCAUUUACCAAGACAUUUGCGUCGUUGAAAUAGAUGAAUAGUCUUUUGCCUUCAAAACAAAAAUAAUCUAUUGAGGAUGGGAACUACGCAAACACUAGAAACAUUCUUAGGUUCCCCAGGCCCAUGGAUGUUCCGCCCACUGGCCUGAGAUGACAUACUGCCAUCAUCGUCACUGCAUGCGCUCAAUAUACUGAAGAAGAUAAUGCCUUGUGAACGUAUGGAUUUGAUGCUUGGAAUUUUUAAGAUAACAACAUCAACAAGUAUCUCCCAUUUAUCUAACUGUCCUUUAUAUUUUGAUUUAAUUACUUGUUACAUUCGCCUGUUUGCAUUAUUUACAUUUUGAAGUCCAUGUGCUUGUGCUUUUUUUCUGUAUACGAGAUAUGUUGCUGAUGUAUUUUUUAAAGGAUGUCAGCCAUUACGACAGUGUAUUCUUCCUCCUUAAGAAAUGUUCUUAGUACAUAUGUUUGCUUAUUUAAUGGUUUGGCAUUCUCGUGCUGUGUAAAUUUGAAGUUUUCUAUCCCAUGAUGCCUGUAUUCACAGGAAGGGUUUGAAGUUUUACAUGGGGAUUUAUAAGAAGGUUCACUGAAAUAUUUCUGUUUAAGAAACUUUCCAUGAUAUUUUUCAAAAUAAAAAUUUAUGCAAAGAUCAUAAUUUACGGUAAAUUGAAUAGUAUCAAAAUGAUGUCCACAAAGAUUAUAGCGGGGUGAUAGGACUUAGAUCAUUAUCGAGAAUUUAUGUUUGAUAUAAAAAGUAAGUCGGAUGAGCAACGUGGACCAUAUAUAUCUCAAUAUAUGAUACUUUGUAUUCCUUCUUCAAAUUAUCAUUAUUAAUAUUUGUAUUAUUAUUACUCAUAUUAUUAUUAUUAUCAAUGCAAUUAUAAUCAUUAUUGCUACUAUGUAUUAUUAUUACAUAUUUUAUUAUUUUGGAUUGCAAUUAUUAUCAUUAUUGCUUAUUUUAUUAUUUUAUUUUUAUUAUUAUGAAUCGUUAUGACAUGUUUAAUCAUUUAGAAAAAAUAUAUCAUUAUUAUUAUUGCUAUAUUUAAUCAUUAAUUAUUUUUGAAAAAUGUCGAAUAUUUAGCAUCGUAUAUUUAAUAAAGA